Molecule: messenger RNA, 2790 nt
Organism: Oenanthe melanoleuca
Lineage: Eukaryota; Metazoa; Chordata; Aves; Passeriformes; Muscicapidae
Gene: VPS45
Product: vacuolar protein sorting 45 homolog
Exons: 15
Coding region: 685-2397 (570 amino acids)
Biological process (GO): intracellular protein transport; vesicle-mediated transport
Cellular component (GO): Golgi membrane
Source: RefSeq, a predicted model, not a curated record
GUGGGGAGCCGCUUAAUUGGAAGUGAAAGGCUGGACAUCAUCAUUAAUGAACUGUUAUCCGCUGCUAUAAAUAGGGCUGUGGCAGCGGGGCAGUGCCUGGCCCGGGUCAGCUCUGUCCCGCCGGGAAUAGCUGCUAAUCCGCGCUGCCGGGAUUAGCGGGGCCGGGCUGGUCCCGAGCCCGGAGCCACCCCGAGCUUCCAGCGCGGACUUUACCGAGCUGUGAUCAAGGAAACCGAGUCACGGCCUCCGUCCUUGGGGCCCCCGGCUGCGCCGAGCCUUCCUGGGGGCUGGGGUGCGUCUGGGAGGGUCUGGGGUGCUUUGGGGUGGGUUUGGGUAGGCUUGGAGGCGGUUUGUGUGCGUUUGGGGUGGGCUUGGGUGGAUUUAGUGUGGGUUGGGGCGGGUUUGUGCUGUUUUGAGGUAGGUUUGGGUGGGUUUAAGCGUGUCUGGGUUCUGGUUGGGUCCAGUCUCAAACUGCUCCGCGCCCCCCGAGCCAUUUCCACCGCUCGGGUCCCGGGAGGGGAAGGACGGGCCUGGGCUGCGGCCGCUCCCGCUGCCGGACUACAGCUCCCUGCAUGCACCGGGGUGGCGGGGCCGCUCCCGCUGCCGGACUACAGCUCCCGGCAGGCGCCGGGGCGGGGCCGAGGCGGGUCGGGGCCGGCCCGGUAGAGCAGCAUCCCCGCCAAGAUGAACGCGGUGCUGGCGGUCCGGCAGUACGUGUCCAAGAUGAUCGAGGACAGCGGCCCCGGCAUGAAGGUGCUGCUGAUGGACCGGGAGACGACCGGCGCCGUGAGCGUGGUGUACACCCAGUCCGAGAUCCUGCAGCGCGAGGUUUAUCUCUUCGAGCGCCUCGACUCGCCCAACAGGGAGCCCAUGAAGCACCUCAAGGCCAUCUGCUUCCUGCGGCCCACCAAGGAAAACGUGGAGCUCCUGGUGCAGGAGCUGCGAAGGCCCAAGUACAGCGUCUACUUCAUCUAUUUCAGCAAUGUCAUCAGCAAGAGCGAUGUGAAGGCCUUGGCUGAGGCUGAUGAGCAGGAGGUCGUGGCUGAAGUCCAGGAGUUCUACGGUGACUACAUUGCGGUGAACCCACAUGUCUUCUCCCUCAACCUGCUGGGCUGCUGUCGGGGCCGCAGCUGGGACCCAGCUCAGCUCACCAGGACCACGCAGGGGCUCACUGCCCUGCUCCUGUCCCUGAAGAAGUGCCCCAUGAUCCGGUACCAGCUCUCCUCGGAGCCAGCCAAGCGCUUGGCCGAGUGCGUGAAGCAAGUGAUCACCAAGGAGUACGAGCUGUUUGAUUUCCGGCGCACCGAGGUCCCUCCCCUGCUGCUCAUCCUCGACAGGUCGGACGAUGCCAUCACCCCCCUGCUGAACCAGUGGACGUACCAGGCCAUGGUCCACGAGCUGCUGGGCAUCAACAACAACCGCAUCGACCUGUCGCGGGUGCCGGGGAUCAGCAAGGACCUGCGGGAGGUCGUCCUGUCAGCUGAGAACGACGAGUUCUACGCCAAUAACAUGUACCUGAACUUUGCUGAGAUUGGUACCAACAUCAAGAACCUGAUGGAGGAUUUCCAGAAGAGGAAGCCAAAGGAGCAGCAGAAGCUGGAGUCCAUCGCAGAUAUGAAGGCCUUUGUGGAGAACUACCCUCAGUUCAAGAAGAUGUCGGGCACAGUGUCCAAGCACGUGACAGUGGUGGGGGAACUGUCCCGGCUCGUGGCAGAGAGGAACCUGCUGGAGGUGUCAGAGGUGGAGCAGGAGCUGGCCUGCCAGAGUGACCAUUCCAGUGCCCUGCAGAGCGUGCGGCGGCUGCUGCAGAGCCCGCGGCUGUCGGAGCUGGACGCGGCGCGGCUGGUGAUGCUCUACGCGCUGCGCUACGAGCGCCACGGCAGCAGCGGCCUCCCGGCGCUGCUGGAGGAGCUGCGGGGCCGCGGCGGCAGCGACCGCUACCGCAAGCUGGUGUCCGCCGUGGUGGAAUACGGAGGGAAGCGGGUCCGGGGCAGUGACCUGUUCAGCCCCAAGGACGCCGUGGCCAUCACCAAGCAGUUCCUCAAGGGCCUGAAGGGCAUCGAGAACGUGUAUACCCAGCACCAGCCCCUGCUCCAGGAAACCCUGGACCAGCUCAUCAAGGGAAAGCUCAAGGACAGCCAGUAUCCCUACCUGGGCCCCAACACACUCCGGGACAGGCCUCAGGACAUCAUCGUGUUCCUCAUCGGGGGAGCCACCUACGAGGAGGCUCUGGCUGUGUUCAACCUGAACCGCUCCAACCCCGGCGUGCGCAUCGUGCUGGGUGGGACCACCAUCCACAACACCAGGAGCUUCCUGGAGGAGGUGACAGCCGCAGGGUUCCGCGGCCGAAGCGCUGACAGCUCCCAGGUCCCACCAAGGUCCAGCAGCCGACGGUGAAUCCUGAAGCAAUGAGACUUCUGUGCACGUUCAGAGCUUUCCCAGAACAGAGCAGGACGUUCCUGCCCUGCAGCCGGAGCUUCCCCUCCACACCCAGAACGGCAGCGAAUGCUGGAGCUGGCACUAGCCCAAGGGAAGGUUGUGCCCCCACUGCAGCUCCUCGUUGUGCCCUCACAAACAUCUCCAGGACUGGGAUUGUCACCUGAGCAGAGCCUGGGAAAGCCCUUGAGUGGCUGCAGCUCCUUACCAGGACCCAGGGAUGAGUCCCAUGAGGAGCCCAGCGCUGCUGCCCGUGCUGGGGGAGCAGCUGUGGGGGUGCUGCUGUGGCACAGGCGCCCCUUGCUCUUUUGUCUGUAUAUGUUGAAUCCUAUUAAACACCCCACUUUGGCUGAA